AUCGAUUGUUGGGCAUUCGGCUUUUUUGUUUAUAUUUGCUUGUUGGCAUUUUCAGUUCUUAGAGCAGUUAUUUUAAACGUUAAUUAGUUUAACUAAGCAAUGCCAGUGACCAGGCAAUUCGAAAAGUAAUUUACAUAUCCGAGCUGAACGGAGACGAGCCCCAAAAAUGGCCUUCCUGGGCGACUGUGUGAUCGUAUUUGUGUCGCAGAUGGUGUUCUUCGCCGGCGGCUGGUUGUUUUUCAACAAGGAACUCUUCAAGCACUAUGAGAUCCGACACAUAUCCGUUCAGUUGAUCUUUUCAUCCACAUUCGCGCUAUCCAUUACCAUGUUCGAGUUGAUCAUAUUCGAAAUCAUCGGCGUUCUGGAGUCCAGUUCGCGGUACUUUCAUUGGCGACUGGGUCUCACGUUGCUACUGUUUAUGACGACGGCUGUGAUACCCAUUUACAUUUGCUACUCUGUGAUACACAGCAUUUCGAUCUUUUCCGAUAGAUGGGUCAGAAUUCUGACCACAUUCUGUUGGUUCGUCUUUCUCUACGGACUCUGGCGGAUUGGGGAGCCAUUUCCCUUGCUAAGCGCCUCCCAUGGCAUCUUUACAAUCGAACAGGGCGUUUCCCGGAUUAGUGUAAUUGGGGUCACCGUAAUGGCCAUCCUCUCUGGCUUCGGUGCCGUCAACUAUCCCUACACCAGCAUGGCCUAUUUCAUCAAGCCAGUGUCGCGGAAUGACAUCAUCUGCUUCGAGCGGCGUUUGGCUCUGACGGUAGACAUGCUGACGGCCAAGAAGCGGAGGAUUUCCCUGGCUGUCUAUAAUCACAACAAACUGCACCCAGCCAAACCCAGAAUUUGGGAUAUGCUGACCUCGGCAGUUCAACGCAACACGAGCAAUGGCGAAGACAUCAAUCAGUUGAAACAAGAAGUUUAUGGCUUGGAGGAGUUACUACGCUCUGUUUUCUUGGAACUAAGUUCUUUAAAAAACAUGGAAGAACGCCAAAGAUGGUCGCAAACAUUGAAGGGAAAAUACUUUAAUGUACUGGGCCACUUUUUUAGUGUUUACUGUGUCUACAAGAUAUUUAUGUGUUGCAUCAACAUCAUCUUCGAUAGAGUGGGCCGCAAAGAUCCAGUGACACGUGGCCUAGAGAUUGCCAUACAUUGGUGCGGUUUUGACAUAGACUUUGCCUUUUGGAAUCAGCAUAUUUCAUUUUUGCUUGUUGGCUGCAUUGUGGUCACCUCCAUAAGAGGAUUGUUGCUAACUCUCACUAAGUUUUUCUACCGCAUUUCAUCGAGCAAGUCGAGCAACAUCAUUGUGCUGAUCUUGGGUCAGAUCAUGGGCAUGUACUUUUGCUCCUCGGUGCUGCUCAUGCGCAUGAACAUGCCAGCCGAGUAUCGGGUGAUCAUCACCGAGGUGCUGGGAAAUCUGCACUUUAACUUCUACCAUCGAUGGUUCGACGUCAUAUUCCUGGUCAGCGCCUUGACCACCAUCAUUGUUCUUUAUCUGUCACGCAAGCCAGUUCGCGUAGACGAUUCCGAUCUGCACUGAUUUGAGCUUGAACGCUUAGGGGCCCUCGGCUCCCCCGUUAGGAUAAGCAGAUUUGAUUUAGAAUCAGUUAGCAUAAUUAUUGCAAGCUUUAAGUUAUGUAAAUCCGUGUAUAUACCAGUGUGUAUGUAUGUAAGUAAUGCAGAAUAAGGUAUCUUAUCUGUAUAUCGAUGCACAAAAAUCAAAGUUACAUAUGUGUAAAAUAAAACAACGAACUGUUUAUCUUUAGAAAAGUA
Molecule: messenger RNA, 1767 nt
Organism: Drosophila elegans
Lineage: Eukaryota; Metazoa; Arthropoda; Insecta; Diptera; Drosophilidae
Gene: GPHR
Product: Golgi pH regulator
Exons: 7
Coding region: 167-1534 (455 amino acids)
Biological process (GO): intracellular pH reduction
Cellular component (GO): Golgi cisterna membrane
Molecular function (GO): voltage-gated monoatomic anion channel activity
Source: RefSeq, a predicted model, not a curated record